Linum trigynum is the source of this 645-nucleotide messenger RNA. NCBI's taxonomy places the organism in Eukaryota, Viridiplantae, Streptophyta, Magnoliopsida, Malpighiales, Linaceae. The record is from the annotation of a GenBank genome assembly.
AUGCGAGUUGUGUCCAUCCUUUGGCGUAUUUGGAGAUCUCGGAAUUGGGUGGUAUUCGAAGGCAAGCAGUAUGGAUUUCCGGCUUUGAUGCGCCAGUUUUCCCAGCAGGUGGAGGAAUGGGUGGGGUUGCCAUUGGAGGCCUCCUCCCCCCUGAUUCUUAUUCCCGAAAGAAAUCACGCUGGAUCGGUGGAGCCUGAUAAUGGGAUUGUAUGCCACUGGGAUGGGGCUACUAGGAAGGGGUCUCAUUCGGCAGGAGGGUGGGUUCUCUACGAUGGGAUGGGGAAUGUUCUCCUGGCUAGUGGGGUCCAGUUCCCUGGGAUGGAUGAUCCGGCUGUGGUGGAGCUGCUUGUGCUUCGGGAGGCUGUUCUGUGGUGUUUGGAUCAUGGUUUUACGGAGGUACGGUUUGAAGGGGACGCUAAAAUGAUCAUUGAUAAAAUCAAUAAGGCGGAUACUCGUGAUAGCCAGCUGGGGGCAGUUCUGGAAGAGGUAGUGCACGCUGUUGGUAGUACCCCCGGUUACAGUGUUCGGUUUAUAGGUCGGCGUAGAAAUAGGGUAGCCCAUUUGGUGGCUAGAAAAGCCCUUGCUUUGUACCCGACUUUGAAUCGUUGGUUUGAUUUUCGUACCUGCUUGUUGUCCAGAAUGUAA